Molecule: messenger RNA, 714 nt
Organism: Lotus japonicus
Lineage: Eukaryota; Viridiplantae; Streptophyta; Magnoliopsida; Fabales; Fabaceae
Exons: 4
Coding region: 54-572 (172 amino acids)
Source: RefSeq, a predicted model, not a curated record
UCUCUCCCUGAAAUAAACACCAUAAAGCAGCUGAAUAAGUUUUGUGGAAACAUAUGUGCCUAGUUUGCAGGAACAGAGACAAAAUGCAGAAAAUGAAGAACCUUGGGAGUGUUGGAAGCAGUGGGAGGCUAUCAACAGAAGAGCAUGAGGAUGAGGAGGUUUCGAAAUUGGCCAUUUCCUCAUUCCAAGCCAAGGAAGAAGAGAUUGAGAGGAAAAAGAUGGAGGUGAAAGAGAGAGUUGAGCUUCAACUUGGACGUGCUGAAGAAGAGACAAGGCGUUUGUCACAUAUUUGGGAAGAGCUUGAAGUAAUGGAAGAUCCUUUGAGGAAGGAAGUUGCAAUGGUACGCAAGAAGAUUGACUUGGCUAUCAAAGAUUUAAAGCCACUAGGGCAGAACUACCAGAAAAAGGAGAAAGAGUAUAAAGAAGCAUUGGAAGCUUUCAAUGAAAAGAACAAAGAGAAGGCUCAUCUGGUAGCCUCAUUAAUUGAGCUGCUGACUGAGAGUGAAAGACUGAGGAUGAAGAAACUGGGGGACCUAUGCAACACUGUAGAGUCUCUGUCACUGAAACAAUAAUCUCAGUGGGUGUGGUGUGUUUACUAGCUUGGUUUAUUCAAUUUUCAGUGGUUUGCAUUUAAAUGUACCUACAUUUUCAUUAUUCAAAAUGGAUUGUUGAUGGACCUACAAACAAAAAGGAAAAAUAAACAAAAUUUUCACA